Messenger RNA from Ceratitis capitata (Mediterranean fruit fly), 978 nucleotides. Its product is annotated as farnesol dehydrogenase. NCBI's taxonomy places the organism in Eukaryota, Metazoa, Arthropoda, Insecta, Diptera, Tephritidae. The record is from RefSeq and is a predicted model, not a curated record. The transcript has 2 exons. The coding region runs from base 112 to 870 and encodes 252 amino acids.
GCUUAUCUCUACACUUCAUUUACCGGCUAACUACGUCUCUACAGUUCAGUAUUCGCUCACAUCUCACAGUGAACAGUUAAUUAAUUUCUGAGCCUGAAGUAAAUAUUCAAAAUGUCUUUGGAGCGUUGGUCAAAUUGUACUGCCGUCGUAACUGGUGCCAGUUCGGGCAUUGGUGUUGCCAUUGUUAAGGAGCUGUUGGAUGCAAACUCCACAAUACGUGUAGCCGGCUUGGCUAGACGUUUGGAACGUAUGGAAGAAUUUCAAAAAAUCUUACCCGAUGAUCAGCAGAAACGCUUUCAUCCCAUCGCGUGUGACGUCUCCUCAUUGGAGUCGGUGAAUACAGCUUUCGAUUGGAUUAUUAAGAAUUUAAGUGGCGUUGAUAUUCUCGUGAAUAAUGCUGGUAUUUUUAAUGCCGGUCAAGCUACGUCAAUGAAUCCGCUCGAGCUGCAACAAGUAAUGCAAACCAAUGUAAUGGGUGUGGUGUUUUGUACCCAACGUGCAUUCCAAUCGAUGAAGGAUCGCAGUGUCGACGGACAUGUUGUGAUUGUGAAUAGCAUUAUGGGUCACACGAUACCAACGCUUGAUGCACAAACAGCACCCAGCUCGAAUUUGUAUGCGCCAAGUAAAUAUGCGUUGACCGCACUCACCGAAAUUUAUCGGCAGGAGUUUAGGGGCUUGGGUACAAGGGUUAAAAUUACGAGCAUCAGUCCCGGCUUGACCGAUACCGAUAUUGUUGCUGAACGUUCGCGUGGCGGUAAGAAGCCCAUUUUACAGCCGGAGGAUAUUUCUCGUUGUGUCGCCUUUACACUCUCCACACCAGCGCACAUGCAAAUUCAUGAGAUGAUUGUGAAGCCAGUGUUGGGCGAAUAAAAUAUCUUGAAAAUAUUGUGAGGGUUCUUUUAUAAACAAUUCUUGUAGAGUUAUUGGAGCCAGACUCGAAAUAUGUAUUAUUAAGAAUAAAUGAAAACAAAACAAAAA